Molecule: messenger RNA, 336 nt
Organism: Salvia hispanica
Lineage: Eukaryota; Viridiplantae; Streptophyta; Magnoliopsida; Lamiales; Lamiaceae
Source: RefSeq, a predicted model, not a curated record
AUGCUGAUCAACGUGGCUGUCUCUUCAUCAUCCUCAGCCGUGCCACCACUGCCUCGAUGGAUCGAUCUGCCAGAGGAUUUGACGGUGAAUAUCCUCCAAAGGUUGGGUGCUGAAGAGAUAUUGAUGAGUGCACAGGCAGUGUGCACUACAUGGUGGAGAGUCUGCAAGAAUCCUGCCAUGUGGUGCGUUAUUGAUUUGGAUUCUCGACAAUGCGUGGCCAACAAAUUUGAAAUGAUUUGUCGUAGCGCAGUGGAUCGUAGCCAGGGACAAUUGGUCAAGCUAAAGCUUGUCUAUUUUGAAGGGAUUGUGUUGCCCAACUACAUAGCUCAAUGGUAG